Messenger RNA from Drosophila serrata, 1215 nucleotides. RefSeq names its product serine/threonine-protein kinase Nek2-like. The record is from RefSeq and is a predicted model, not a curated record. Lineage: Eukaryota; Metazoa; Arthropoda; Insecta; Diptera; Drosophilidae.
AUGAACGUGAACGAAAAAUCCCUCGACAACUACGACGUCCUGGCGGUGAUGGGCAGCGGCUCCUUCGCGACGUGCAAGAAGGUGCGGGACAGGAGCACCGGCGAGCUGUUCGUGCUGCAGAGCAUCAGCUACGACAAGCUGGACGAGAUCGAACGCGACGCGCUGUUCUCGGAGGUUGGCAUGCUCCGGGAACUGCAGCACCAUAACAUUGUGCAAUACCACCACCAAUUUGACAAUCGGGUGGAUAAGGUAUUGCACAUUGUUAUGGAGUGCUGUGCCGGCGGCGAUCUCGCCCAGUUUGUCGAGCGGGCGCGAACACAGAGACGCCGGUUCGAGGAGCGGUUUAUCAAACGCGCUCCAGACAUGGCAAUGGGAUGGCCAAUGGACACAGCACCGCCGUGCACAUUCACCUUGCCGGGAUCCACAUCCAGAAUCUUGAUAUUGGCCAGCACCACCACGGAGAAGGCUUCAUUAAUUCCCCCCAUAUGCAUGGUGCGGGACCUAAGCCUCGACGCUGCAUUCGUGGGCACUCCGGUGUACAUGAGUCCGGAGCUGCUCCGCGGCAGGAGUUCCGACCGGAAGAGCGACGUGUGGGCCCUCGGCUGCGUGGUGUACGUGAUGUGCGCCCUGCGUCCACCGUUCCGUGGGUCCACCUUCGCUCUGCUGUCCGAGAGGAUACUCCAGGGCGUGUUCCGUCGGAUUCCUGCCGUGUACGGUUCCGAUCUACAGGAGAUCAUCUCAGCUAUGCUGAUCGUAGAUCGUGAACAGCGUCCCGACGUCGAGGUGUUCGUGCGGCAUCCGUUGGUGAUCCGGAAUGCCAGCGAGCUGGGCGACGGUUUGCCGAACCUGGUCGAGGCUGAAGGACCUUCUCCUUGUUCCUCUUCGUCGACGUUGCCAAUCCUACCAUUUGGCACAAUGGAGGGGCUCCGAGAGUUUGACACGCUCUUACUGUCAAACGAAGAGGCGAAGCAACAGAUGAAAUCUAAAAUACGGCAAAUAGAUGGCAUUGGUGUUGCUCGCUUCACCAGGAACGUGCUGAAAGCCGUUCUGGUUGACAGUUUGAGCGUGCAGCUCUCGUGGAGAGGAACAAGGACGAAGCCUAGCUUCCAGAAGUUCAAUUUGUUCCUCUUGAUAAAAGACUACGUGUCCGGAGCUGCUCCGCGGCAGGAGGUCCGACCGGAAGAGCGACGCGUGGGCCCUGGGCUGCGUGGUUGA